AUGGAGAUCAAUCUGAAGGAUGACGAGGGACAGCAAGUGGAGGUGAAGGUGAUGGUGGAUGAUGGCGCAAUGGUAGCAGCGAUGGAUACCAAAGUUUACGAAUGCCUGCGAAAGUCGAUAGGGGGGUGGACAGCAACGCAGAAGAAAUUUCGAAUGGCAAAUGGUAGUGUAGUCCCGGGAAAGGCGUGUUGGAUGGGUCGGGUGAACAAUCAAGGCGCGGAAGUCGAAGGGGGGUUUGAAGUGUUUGAUAGUGGUGGUAGUUGGAACUUCCUGUUCGGCAAACCGCUCCUCGAAAAGUUUGCAGCGGUACAUGACUACCAAAAGGAUUCCAUUUUGUUACGAGGACGGAAAGGGAAUAUACGGGAGGUCUUCAAUGAAGGACUUGGAGCCGCGAUAAAAGGGACAUUGGAGGAAGAGGACAGGGAUUUACCGAGGCCAUCUGCCCCAGUGCAGGCGGUUCUCGAAGAAAGCGAGGGACCAUUGGGCGGGGUUAUCGUGAAGGCAUUAACCCCGCUGGACAGGGAAGUUGAAAACCUGUUUCGCAUAGAAUGGGAACACGUUGCUAACAUCGACGGACAGUACCUACCUAGGAGGUUGGAAGCCGAGAUGGAGGAGUGGUUCAAGGAGUCGAGGAGAAUCCGAAGGGAGGAGGCCAUCAAACAUCAAGAAGCGCUCGAACAGCGGCAGCAGGAGCGAUGGAAGGCUUGGGAACUGGAGGAUGAACAACGGGAUGCUGAAUGGAAGGAGUGGUUGAGAAAGAGGCGCGCAGAGCCUGGCCUACGCAAGUGGUUCUUCUGGUGCAAUAGGCUCAAAGAGCCAGUUCCUCCAAAGAGGUUGAGCGUGAAUUUACCGGGGGGACUUAACGCAUCCCCCUCGAGGGAAGUCUCACCAGAUGUCACAGCAGCUGAAGGCGCCUGUAUUGACCCCUCCUUUGCAGAGUUUUCGCCUCACCAUGCAGACGUAAACCCUACGAAGACGACGUUUGACAUGCAGGAUGGAGUGCAAGGGAAGAAUGCUGCUGAAUUUGAGCCUAACGGCAUAUGCCGAGGAAUACCCAAACCUGAGCUCCCUAGGGCCGGACUUCUCCCAGACGCGUUAGACCAAAGUGACGAUGUAAACCUGUUCACACGCAAUGAGGGAGAGAAUGGGGCGUUUCGGCCAGAGCAUGUAAAGGAAAUUCUCCGCAAGGUAAAAAUUGGGGCGGAACUUUCGGUGGACCAGCGAGCGAGGGUGGAACAGCUCUUGAGUAGCUAUGCCGACUGCUUUGCGCUGUUCGUAGGUGAAGUCAGACCAGUAAAAAACGCAGUCCACCGGCUGAACGUACCAGAGAAUGCCACCCUCCCAAAGAAAGUCAGGCAAAAGUCCCUAACACCGCCCCAACGAGAGUACUUGCAUGCCAAGAUUGAUGAACUCCUUGAAGCAGGUGUAAUCGAGCGUUGCAACCCGGAAGACGUGAAGUGCGUGUCGCCGUUAACUCUGGCGCAGAAGGCACAUGAAGGGAUGGGGCUGACAGUAGAGGAACUGAUGUACAGGCUGAAUGAGGAAUGCGCAGCCACGGGUCUUCCUACUCGUCUAGUACAGACCCCGAGUCCGGCAGAACACGUGGAGCCCACUAAACCAGCAGAGUGGAGAAUCUGUCAGAACUUCAUGGCAGUAAAUAAACUCACGGAGAUAGCGCCAAUGCCUCAGGGCAACAUCAGGUCCAAACAACAGUCUUUAAGUGGCCAUACUGUUAAGAUCAUGUACACCGUGUAA
Messenger RNA from Lentinula edodes (shiitake mushroom), 1755 nucleotides. RefSeq lists its product as uncharacterized. The record is from RefSeq and is a predicted model, not a curated record. NCBI's taxonomy places the organism in Eukaryota, Fungi, Basidiomycota, Agaricomycetes, Agaricales, Omphalotaceae. The transcript is spliced from 3 exons. The coding region runs from base 1 to 1755 and encodes 584 amino acids.